Cyprinus carpio (common carp) is the source of this 4758-nucleotide messenger RNA. Its product is annotated as tensin-3. Lineage: Eukaryota; Metazoa; Chordata; Actinopteri; Cypriniformes; Cyprinidae. The record is from RefSeq and is a predicted model, not a curated record. Gene Ontology annotation, molecular function: protein binding; phosphatase activity. Gene Ontology annotation, biological process: dephosphorylation.
AGGGGGAGACGAGAGGAGAGCAGGGGGAGGAUCCAGCGUUGUCUUUCUUUUCACUAACUCUGGAGUUGAGUUUAGAAGAGUCUGAAAUGACUAAUGAGAAAGCAAUGAGCUGUGAGCAGCAGUGAUCCUGGACUAAAGUCUGAAUCCUCAGCCCAGACGGCUUCUUUCCUGCAGUCCGCAGCAGAUUUACAGCUAAACUAUGACCAGGUGAAGAGAGUUUCCCUCUCGUCUGCUCACUCUCCACCAGACAAGAUGGAGGAGGGAUAUGAACUGGACCUCACCUAUGUGACGGAGCGCAUUAUCGCCGUGUCCUUCCCUCAGGACUGCUUCGAGGAGACGUACCUGCGCAACCUGAGGGACGUCACACGCAUGCUCAAGUCCAAACACACAGACAACUAUCUGGUGAUCAACCUGUCAGAGAGAAAGCAGGAGCUCACGAAGAUGAACCCUAAGACUCUGGACACGGGAUGGCCGGACUUCCACGCUCCUCCUCUGGAUAAGAUCUGCACCAUCUGUAAGGCCAUAGAGAACUGGCUGAACGCCGACCCGCUGCACGUGGUGGUCAUUCACUGCAGGGGCGGGAAGGGCAGGAUCGGAGUGGUCAUCUCCUCCUUUGUUCAUUUCACAGACGUCUCUGCCAGUGCGGAUCAGGCUUUAGAUCGCUUCGCCAUGAGGAAGUUCUAUGAUGACAAGGUGUCCGCGUUGAUGACGCCGUCUCAGAAAAGGUACGUGUGGAUCCUCAACAGUCUCCUCAGCGGCUCCAUCAAGAUGAACACGUCUCCUCUCUUCCUCCACUGCAUCAUCAUUCAUGGCGUCCCUCACUUUGACCCUGCAGGAGUGUGUCAGCCGUAUCUGAAGGUGUAUCAGGGGAUGCAGGUGGUCUACGUCUCAGGAGUCUAUCACAUCGGAGCCGCUCACAGAGACAGGAUCUGUAUCGCCCUCGAACCAGCACAGCUACUGAAGGGAGAUAUUAUGGUGAAAUGCUUCCAUAAAAGCAGCCUGUCUGAGCGAGACGAUAUAUUCAGAGUUCAGUUUCACACGGGUGCCGUUCAGGCCUACAACCUCGUGUUUCAGAAAGACGACAUGGAGCACGCUAACAAAGAUGCCAGAUUUCCAGAUUAUGGGAAAGUGGAGUUGGUGUUCUCUGAUGGGCCAGAAAGAAUUUCAGGUUCAGAGCGCUGGCAGAACGGUCCAGAUGUAACAGUCGACUACAUGAGCACAGAUUCACUCUCUAAAUGGAACUCCUACCAGAACAUCUGCAGCGCAGAAGCGGCUCCUCUCACUCCUCCUGCUCUCCUGCUGGACCGAUGCUUGGUGAGGAGGAGCGCCACACUCUCCAGAGCCCAGCAGAGCACCUCCUCCAGCCCUGACCACACGCUCUCGGCCAGCACCGACUCGGGCCUGUCCAGUGCCUCGCUGCGCACCGACAGCUGGCACAAAACCCUGCAGCCCAGCCAGCAGGAGCGCGUGGAGCUCAAGCGGCUGCUCAGCGGCUUCGGCCUGGACGAGACGAGCCGAGGCUGCGCUGCGACGGAGCCGUCCGUGAGCCCUGCGCCGGUCCACCUGAACGGACGCCUGCGGCCAAAAGAGCGUGAGACCGACAUCCUGGAUGAUGAAGUGCUGACCUCACGGCACGACCUGUACAGCGUGGACAGUCUGGGCACGCUCUCCUCGUCCUGUCACAAGAGCAGCCAGAACUCGCUGCUGUCCGACGGCUUCGGGAGCCCCAGCCGCGCAGACGAGCCUCAGACGCACGCGGCGGCCGUGGACGAGUUCGAGCGCAGAGCCGGCUUCGCUCAGAGGAGCGCCUCGCUGCCCGUCAGCUCUCCCAGACAUGUGUUCCAGAACACCGGAUACUCCACGCAGACCUGGGUCCAUCAGCAGCAGCUGGUCGCCGCUCAGCAGUACCUGUACCUGCCGGAGGAGGACGCCGCAGAGGAGCGCUUCCACAGACACAUGCAGGAGCUGCUGCCUAAAGCCACCGUGCAGAACAGCUGUCCAUCGAGCCCCGUGAUCUCUCAAAGCCACGACACGGACAAGAAACACGACGAGGAGUUCAGCUCUCUGACGCUGGACAUCGAUAACUCCAUCCAUCAGCUCAACCAGCUCAUCCUGGACCUGGAUCCCACCUUCGUGCCCAUUUCCACCAAACCCAGCUCGUUCAGCCGAGCCGGCGGAGCAGACAGUAACGGACGCCCGCAGACAGACGCCACUCAUCAGAGGGAGAACAGAUUCAUAAUGAGCCCAAAGACAGACCUCUCUGGAGCACGAGGAGAGACACACUGGACACUGAACCUGAGUGCUACAGAUGGAAACACACUGACCACUGCUGCACCGCACACACAGCAUGCAGCGGUGUUCAGAGCAGACGGUGUGCAGUACUCCUCUCACAGUUCACUGGACACAGGCAGUGAUGUGAUGCCCUCAACACCAGCCUUCCCCAUCUCACCACCCACCCCAUACGUGAAGAGCAUGAUGGGUUAUUCCCCGUUCAGACAGGCUCCGUCUCCUUCAUUUGGAUCUUGUAGAGCUGAACACGAAAUGAGAGAGAAUGCAGGAUUCAUGGGAGCUUCAGAUGAGGGUUUCCAGCCUCACAGACCGUACGUCGCUGGAGUCACGGCCUUCUCUGACCGGUCUGCAGACUGUGUGAGCUUCGCCCCGUCCUCUGUCCCGUCUCUGCCCGCUCCGAACGCCCACAGCUCUCCUCUCAGCGGCCCGAGAGCCCGAGUCCUGCAGCAGACCUUUGAAGAGAAGUUCAGCCUCGGCCCGGCGCUGGAGGGACUGGAUUACCAGCAGAACGUCCUGCUGGCGUCAGACAGCGAGCACUCGCAGGGUUCGGCGUCUCCCAGCGGUUUCUCCAGUCCUCACAGCGGGAGCUCGCUCAGCAUCCCCUUCCCCAGCGUCCUGCCGGAGCUGCAGAGCCGAGCGAACCCCGCCGCAUCAGACCUGCUGUCCAGCAAACAGCUGACGGUCAAGUUUGUCCAGGACACCUCGAAAUACUGGUACAAGCCAGACAUCGCACGGGACCAAGCUAUCGCCAUGCUGAAGGACAAAGAGCCCGGCUCGUUCAUUGUCCGGGACAGUCACUCCUUCAGAGGCGCGUAUGGACUGGCCAUGAAAGUGACCACACCGCCGGCAUCAGCACUGCAGAGCAGGAGAGGAGUGGAUCUGUCCAGUGAGCUGGUGAGGCACUUCCUGAUCGAGUGCUCGCCGCGGGGCGUCCGGCUCAAGGGAUGCCCUAACGAACCCUACUUUGGCAGUCUGAGCGCUCUGGUCUGUCAGCACUCCAUCACUCCUCUGGCUCUUCCCUGUAAACUCAUCAUUCCUGACAGAGAUCCUCUAGAGGACGCUGUCAGCGCAUCCUCACAGUCCAUCACCAACUCUGCAGCUGAGCUCCUCAAACAGGGAGCAGCCUGUAACGUGUGGUUCCUGGGUUCGGUGGAGAUGGAGUCUCUGACGGGGUUUCAGGCGGUGCAGAAGGCCACCACUGAGGUCCUGAGCAUCCACUCGCUCCCGUCCUCCACCGUAGUGCACUUCAAAGUGUCCUCGCAGGGAAUCACGCUCACCGACAACCAGAGAAAACUGUUCUUCAGAAGACACUACGCCGCCAGCACAGUCAUAUUCUGUGCUCUGGACCCGCAGGACAGGAAAUGGAAACGAGACGGCUGCAGCUCAGCCAAGAUCUUCGGGUUUGUGGCGAGGAAAGCGGGCAGCGGUUUGGAGAACGUGUGUCACGUGUUCGCGGAGCACGACCCCGAGCAGCCCGCCAGCGCCAUCGUCAACUUCGUCUCCAAAGUCAUGAUCGGCUCUCAGAAGAUGUGAUGAACGAGGAGUCCACAGAGAGACGAGGGCCUGCUGACACACCUUCUGAAAACCAGCAUGUACAGUGUUUGUAUAUUUAUGCAUUGAAAGUGUAAGUAUGGUUUACGGACUCAAAAGGAACUAUUCUUAUUGGAAAUAAAUCUCAGCAUCCGUGUGUACGAACAGUAGUGCUUUUUUAAAUUAUUUUUAGUACUUCAUGUGUAAUGUAUCCUACUACUGAUGACAUAAACCCAAAAACGUCUUUAUAAUGUCAUUGCAUUUUAGAUAUCUAUAUAUUUAGUAUUUUUUUAUUUUUUACUUGCAAAUUUCUAUUCAUUUUCUACCGAAAAAAAAACUGUAUACUUCAUUUAUAAAUAUAAAAGUUCUGCAUGUAAAAUAGUUUGAGAUGUCUCAGUUUCUCGUGUUUGAUGUUCAGAAUCAGAGAUCACAGCCCGAGUGCAGACGAGGGAAUAUCUGUGAUUUGAGGAUUUUGUGUAUCUCAUCUCUUCUUCUUCAUGUCAUGAUGCUGUUUUUAUAUAAAGUGAUGACAGUAGUUGUGAAGGAGAGGCUGUCAUGUGUAGAACAGGAAUAUCUGUAUUAAGGGUGUUCGGAGAAUCUGAAUAAAUUUGUGUUGUUCUGUGGACCGCUGGACUCUCAUAAACCCGUCUGAACAGAACUGAGCCAGCCAGCGUUAUAACACACAGAUGUACUGACUACAUUCACACACAUUACUGCUGAGGGCUCUGCUUAUUUAUACUUGAUCUAGUUAAAGUCACUGGUGAUUUUCAGAAGCUGAGAUGAACCGCACACACACACACACACACACACAGUCUCUGAAUAUCGAACAGAAACGAGGAAGACUCUUGUGUUUUUUAGUUAGUGGUGUUGAAUGUCUGUUCAUGUACUUCAUCUGAUUCCAUCAGUGGCAGAAUCUGAGAAAUAAAGAGUACAGACAGA